CAAACGACAGUACGACAGAAAAGACAGAACAAAUAACGAAACGAAUUGAAUCAUAAGCAGAAGCAAAAAAGAAGUGAACUUGGAAGGGUGGAAAAAUUUGUGAGUGAAUAAGUGAAUAGAUGAGCCAUUGCUAAAUAAAAUAAAAUUUAACUCUCAUCUAUCGUGAAAAACGUCCUCAAUUUCAGACUUAAAACGACACUCGAAAGUUUGUGAGGACCCAAGGAAUCACGAUUUUUCUGCCACAAUUAUAAUAAUUAAAUUAAAUUUGCUCAAAAAUUAGAAAAAAAAGCAAAACAAAACAAAAUUAAAAAAAAAGAGAAUAACACGAAAAUAAAAUAUCAAAACAAUGAGUGCAACAGCGAUUGCAACAACAGCUAAAUCAGCGCCCGGAGUAGCAGCUGCAGCUGGAACUGGAACUGCACCUGCAUCUGAAACAACAGCUGAAGCAAAUCCAGCGCUUUGUCGAUUCUUUGUACGUGGCAUAUGUCGUUUUGGAGAAAUGUGCCGGUUUUCGCAUGAUCUUGCACUGUACAUUGGAUCUGAUGGCCAAGCAGCAACUGGAACAACAAACUCCACCUCCGCAAUAACAACAACAACAACAACAACGACGGCGACAACAAAAGUGGGUCCAACCGCCGAAACUGCCAGGCCUAGCACCAGCAAGUCCUGGGCAAAUGCUCCUGUUUUCAUUCCAAAAUUCCGCCAACAAUUGUUGGUGUUCGACAGCAAAGACGUCGAUCCGAAUCGCAGCUGGGCUGAAGUGGCCGGCGGUUGUCCUGUGGUUAUUGGUGGAAAUGCUGGCAUCGUCCCUCCACAAGGUGUCCCUGUUCCUGGCGGUUUGUGUCCAUAUGAAUAUGAUUGCCCGUUUGGAUUAGCGUGUACCUAUCAACAUAUUGAGCUGUGCGAAAUGUGCGAUUCGUAUUGUCUACAUCCAACGGAUACGCAACAGAGGCGGAAGCACAUUCAGGAAUGUCUGCAACAGCACGAACGCGACAUGGAAUUGUCGUUUGCCAUUGCCCGCUCAAAGGACAAACAAUGUGGAAUCUGUUUCGACACCAUAAUGGAGAAAGCCGGACGUGAGAAGCGAUUCGGCAUCCUACCAAAUUGCAGUCAUAUCUUUUGUUUGGAAUGCAUACGAAAGUGGCGUCAAGCUAAACAAUUUGAACACAAAAUAACCAGAGCUUGCCCUGAAUGUCGAGUGGCAUCGGAUUUUGUCUGUCCAAGUGCCUUUUGGGUGGAUACAAAGGAAGAAAAGGACAAACUCUUGGUUGACUACAGAAAUGCACUUGGCGUUAAAGACUGCAAGUACUUCAAAAAGGGUGAUGGAAAAUGCCCCUUUGGCAAUAAAUGUUUCUACAAACAUGCUCUACCGAAUGGUGAAUUAGUUGAUGUUGGAUUACCGCAACGUGCCAGAAAACUACAUCGAAAUACCGAUGAGCUGAUUGAUUUACUCGACAUCUAUCUAUGGGAAUUCGUUGAUCAACGUGACUAUCAUUGGCUUGAAAUGCUCUCAGUUCCAAGUGAUAGUGAUGACUCUGACUGGUCUGAAGAAGAAUAGACGAAUUUUCUUCACCACACACUUCACACACCUUGAACAAAACAAAAAUGAUAAAACAUUCAAUGUGUUAACAAAACAAAAAAAUAAAAAAAAACAAAACAAAAAUGUUAAUCUGUCCCACGUAAAAUGAACACACAAGUUUUGUUCUCUUUUAAAAAUGUCUCCACCCAACUAAACAGUAAAAGAAACAAGAGAUAAAAACAAAAACAAAAGCAAAACAAAAUAUAUAUAUACCAACUGUGUUGUUGUAUAGUUCAUUACUUUUUUGCUUCUAACUUAAAAAACAAAUGAUAUAAACACACAAAUUGUUAAUUCAUUCACAUUCAUAUACAAAACAAAUUUAUUUAAAUUCUAUGAAAUUAAAUGUAAUUAAGUGAAAACAAAACAAAAAUUCGAAAAAAAACUGCUUUCUGUGCUUAAAAAGAAAACAAAAAAAAAGAACAAAAAUUAAAUCAAUACAUUCUUUUUUUUUAUUUGUUUAUAAUUUCUUUAUUUUUUUAAAACUAGCUAUAGGCCGACUGAAUUUUGUUAAAGAAAAUAAUAAUAAAAAGAAGAGAAAUCCAUUUUUUAAAUGUACCUUAGCAUAUUAUACUUAAAUUGUUAAUCAACAAAAUUCUCCCUCAUUCUAAAAAAAAAAACAAAACAAAGUAAAAUCAAAAACCAUUGUGAGUGGAAAAUAAAAUACAAAUCUGAGAAAUCAACUGGUGCCCAAAAACCACCCCAUUUAAGCGUCUGUUAUAUUUUAUUAUUACAAAAAGGAAAGAAGAAAAACUGAAAUACAAAUCAAAUAAAUAAAAACUGUUCUUUUUUUUAAUGCCACAUAAACAUUAAUUAAAAUUUGUAAAAAAACUAAAAUAAAUUAUAAACAAAAAUGUGUGCAAAAUUUUCUCAACAGUUCUCAAUAAUAAAAUCUUAACUGCUUUCUAGUCAGUUUUUACCUAUAAAUAAAUAAAUGUUUAUUUUUUCUUUUAAUAAUUCUGUGUUAGCUUUAAAUUUAUUAUAUUAAUAUUAUCAAAUUAAAACAAAAAAAAGAAAGAAAAAACAAACUUAUAGCCAGUUGAUUAAAAAACAACAACAAAAAACACUCACAAUAAUUUUUGAAAGAUUUUCAAAAAAAUAAUCAAAUAAAAUCAAAAAAAUCAAUUUAAAAAAAAAAACUAGAAAUCUCAAACAAUAUUCAGUUCUCUUAUCAUAUCUCUAUUGUUUAAAUUUAUAUUUAAAAUAUAGUAAAAAUGUGUAAAAAAAAAACAAAAUAGAAAAAUAUUUAACUCUGUAGAUUUUUACCAUCAACCACCAUCCAGUAUGAAUUUAAACAAAACAAAAAAAGUAUAAACAAAAAUCAAGAGAAUAAAAUUAUUUGUAUUUCAUUAUACCAAAUUAAUUAAUUAAUUAUUAUUAUUAUACCUAAUGUUUUCUGUUAGUUAAUAUUUCAAUCAGUGUUAUAAAAAUAAAAACAAAAUAGUUAAAUAAUAGUUUAUAUAUAUAUCAUAAAACAAAUAUUAAGCAGUUGCCUUUUUUUCUUUAUAAACAAAACAAGAACAAACAAAAAAUAUUUAAAAACAAAUUUGUGAAAAGAAACAAAAAUACAAUCAAUCAAAAAAUUUAUUUAAUAGAGUUAAACAAAAACAAAAAAAAUACGUAAACAAGCUGAAAAAUAAAUCCAUUUGAAUGGAUUUGGUGAGAUUAAUUAAAUGAAAGAAAAAGGAGAAUGUCGUCAAACCGUUUUUCGGGAGAAAGAAAAUUAAAAUGGGCAGACAACUAUUUUGGAGGUUGAUAAAUAGUUUUUGGCAAAAUUUGGUGAGUGCGAAAAAUGAAUAGAAUUGUUUUUUUAAGUUUAAACUCAUAAACACAAGUAUGAAUCCAUUUUUUUAAAUAUAUUGUCGGCAAAUAUUUGAUAUAAACAAAUUUUAAGAAUCUACAAACAGUGGGGCACUUAAUAAUAAACACACACAACCUUUGCGUUAUGUUAUGAUGUUUUAUUUGUUUCAGUGAAGGUUACAUUUAUUUAUUUACAAAUACAGUUAGUUUGUUCCUCCAUCCCUGACAACAUUACUAGCUCAGAGGAAUGGUUGAGAGUUGUAAGUCAGUUAGAGUAGCUCUUAACGGACUGUUGCGCCAUCUAAUUUUUAGUAAGAAAACAAAACGAAGAUAAUUAAUGGCACAUUUUUAUAAAAGUUGAAAGCAAAAUGAAAAAGAAAUUACAAAUUGAGCUUCGACAGGUUUUCUGUUUGAAUAGCGGUAGGGUCUCUUCGCAUCCAAUAUUUAACCGUUCUUCUUUUUACUACUGUUAAAGUUCAUUUGUAUUGGUACGCUUUUUUACACGCGUUUUUCCAAUACUUGCCAAAAAUAUUUGAUUGGAUCUAGGUUUGGAGGUUGUGGUGGAUGUGGAAGCCUGUGUGGAAUGUUUUUCUAACCAUCUUAAGCAGUAUUCUUAGAUUUGAACGAUCGUGAAAGACCUAGACUUUUGAAACUUGGGAUUUGAGUUUUUCUUUUAAAAUAUCCACACCAUAACUUCUCUGACACCAUGUUUCGCUGUAGGUGCUAAGUUCUUAUUCGAUCGUGUAUUCGACUUGUUUUCGUCUCGUAAUUUGGUUGUUGUUAACGGCCGCAGAAGCAAUCUCCUUAUCGUCCGUCAUGGGAGGAACAUCUCUUAAUUCUUGUCGCAUAUUACAUGUAUAUUUUGGACUUGGCUUGACAUGAGGGACAGUAUUAUUGCAUAGGAUAUACCCAAAAAGAAGUUGAAAAAGUUAUAAAUGCAUUUUAUUUCUUUGGAUACACCUACAAAGUUGUUGAUGAUGUUGAAUGCAUUCGAUAGUAAAUAAACCAGCUGAAGAAAAAAUGGACAAAAACAAAUGUUUGUAAAAGCUUAAAAGUGGACUUAUAGAUUGAGCAUCGUGAUGUGCUAAAAAUGAAUGCUGGGGCCCUACUCUGUAAUGCGUUUCGAAAGCCAAUUGGAUUCGAAUGUGAUAUUCGAUUCGUUUAUGAAUUUGUACUCUGUAAAAUGUUCGAAUCGAAUAAAACAAUCGUCAAGUACUUUUUCUAUUUAUAGAAUAGAUUUGGCGAGUCUCGAAGUAUUUCUUAUGAGAUUUGUCAAAGCAAAAAAUCAAAAUAAAUCACAGACGAGGAAAAAAAUUAAAUUAAAAUUCAGUCAUUGAGAAUUAUCGUAAUGUCUUUUUUACAUUCACUGCUUUGCAAAUGGCACAUCUCUCUUUUUAAUUUAAGCUAAGAAAGUUUAAGCUGAUUUUUUUCGUAGUCAUUUCGUUUUUUGUGUUGAAAUUUGUCUUUUGCCAAAGUAUACUUUUUUCCUUCAAGUCAUACGAAUUCCACCAUACUUUCAAAGUGCUUUUGUUUGGUAUGCACAUUUUUCGCUGACGAUUCCCUGUUGGUGUAGAAACAAAGUUUUCGUUUUCGAACGCUAAUGACAUUCGGAAACGCAAUGCCAGGUACGAAAAAUUCGAAUGCGGAUUUGUUAUUCCGUAAGUACUAGAUUUCUUAUCCGCAAUAUAUCGAAAAUAUUUGCUUUCAAAAUGCAUUGCAGAGUAGGGCCCCAGCACUGUAGUUCCUUUCGACUUCCUAUCAUUUUUGGAAGAGAAUUUUGUGGAUAAUGGAUUCUAUACUUUUGUUUCAUUAUCAGCCAAGUGUCGUGUAGUGGAGUUUAAGAAAGUCUAAUCAAUUGACGAUACACGUAAUUCGAACAAAAUUUAAUCCAUUCCAUUGAACGCUUUCAUUUAAUCAGAAUAAAGAACGCACAGUUAUUUGCAUACGUCUUACCCCUCUUGUCGAAUUCUCAUAUUUAAUUUACUUUGUGGUCUCGAAUUGAAAUUUUAAGAAAUGAAAAAAAAAUGCAGAUCAAAGAUUGUUCGAGGGUAAGAUUUAUGAAGCUUCAGGUACUUAUGACGUGUCAUGUUUAUUUAUGUCAACUCCUGUUAACUUUUCUCCCUUUUGGUCAUGUGAAGUGUAGACAGAUGGCCAUGAUGACACAAUUUUUUAUGUAUGGCAUGAAAUUUCGAUGAAAAAGUUAUUAAUACAAAAAUUGAUUUUGGCUGUGACUUGAUCAUAUUUUGUUACUUAAUUGUUUUUAAAGGACAAAUGACUAAUGUCUUGCUGUGGGCUAAUAGUAAAAGUAAGUCGAGUUCUUUGUUUUAUUUUGCAUCUGACUACAGUUUUUUUUACUUUUUCUUUACAAAUUACUUGCCAUUAAGUCAAAUUAAUCAAUCUGGAAAAUGGUGAUGAAAGCUCAAAAUAUUUUAUUCGGGUUUCUAUUUAACAAGUUUUUCAAAUAUUGUUGGCAACAUUCUCUCCAGAAAUUUCAAUUCAAAAGACAACAGACAGCAAAUAAUUAUUAAAUUUCGUUUUUAAAAGGACAUAGAGGCUACUUACAUAUUUACGUACAUAAAACUGAAAAGAUUUACAUAAAUGAACAUAAAUUUUAACUUUCGUUUUUCAGACAAGAAACACAAUUUCUUCAAAUUACAUUUACAAAAUGAAUUUAAAAAUAAACAAAAUAAUUUCUAUGUUCCAAAAUCAUUUUCCAAUAUUGUCCUUUUUUUGUAUUCUUCUUCACCAAAACAUAUUUAUUAUAUCAUAAGAAAUAAUCAAGAAACAAAGAACAAGCAACAAAAAAGAAACUAAAAAAAAAAGUAAUAAUAAACAAUAUGCAUUCAUCCAUAAAUAAUAAAUAAAUUUAAAUAAACAAAAAAAAUCUUAAAAAAAACCUAAUUAAUUGUGAUCGUCAAAAUAUAUAUUAUUAUUAUUAAUAUUAAUUAUAUUCAAAGAAAUUAAACUUUAUUGUAAAAUCAACAAAAAAAGUUUAAAAAGUGAUUUAAAAAAUUUAACAAAAAAAAUAUUAUGUGUUAGAAAUUUUUCGAAAUGUAAAACGAAAACAAAAAAAAAAACAAAACUCAUUGUGUGAAAAGAAAAAACAAAACAACAAAUUAUAAAAUAAAUAUUAGUGUCUUAAUUUUAUAUAUAUAAAAAAACGAUAAACAACAAAAAAAUAUUAACAAAAAAAAAAUAUUAACAAAAAAAAAAAACAAAAACAAAUGCCCUCUGUAUACAAGAAACAAAAUAUUAAUAUUAAUACCUAUAGAUAUUUUUUUUAUAUCUUAACAAUUUAUUAGCGGGUUUCUUUAGAUAUAUAUAUAUGAAGAAAAAAACUAUAAAAAAAUAUUAUUAAUAAAUACAUAUUAUUAUAUACAUACGUACAUAUAUAUAUAUGAUGAUACUUACAAUGAAACAGUAGAAGUUUGUGAGGUUGUAUAAUUUAUGUUAUAAACCUUCAGACAACCGUAACAAGUUCAGGGUUAUUAUUUGAUUCGUUUAUUUGUUGUAAUUUAUUUCUUUUGAUAAAUAUUUUUGUUAAUUAAAAAAAAAGUAAUGUUUCUUCUUAAAUUUCAAUUUAAACAAAAUUAAAUUAAAUUAUGUGUUUUUUUUCAUAAACAUUUGUUUGAUAUUAAAAAUAAAAAAAAACACGAGUUUAUUCGACAUAUUUUGUUUCAAAAUAAAUUAUUCGUUAAUAAAAUUAUUAUUAUUAUUUACAUA
Molecule: messenger RNA, 7099 nt
Organism: Eupeodes corollae
Lineage: Eukaryota; Metazoa; Arthropoda; Insecta; Diptera; Syrphidae
Product: probable E3 ubiquitin-protein ligase makorin-1
Exons: 5
Coding region: 347-1558 (403 amino acids)
Biological process (GO): protein polyubiquitination
Molecular function (GO): ubiquitin protein ligase activity; metal ion binding
Source: RefSeq, a predicted model, not a curated record